AUGCUAAAAGCUAUACAGAUUCUUGGUCCAUCUUCAUCUGGGUUUGUUUCUCUUUCCUACAGAUUGAAGAGGAAGCCACAAGCAAAUUGUGACCUCUAUUUCUUAUCGAGAAAGCCCAUAAAAGCAUCAAAUUUAUCGUCAUCAAGAUCAAAAACACCUUCUUUUGCUUUUCGGGUUCGCAAAGGUCGCGCCUUUAUAGCUCCACAGAUGUCCCACAUUCAUUCCGAGGCAAACCCAUAUGGUGCUUCAUCUUCUUCAUCGCCUUCUUCCUCUACAUCCGCAUUAGUUCAAUCAACUGGCAGUAUUCGUAAGAUCAAUUUCUGCCAGUCGUGUGGUGGCCAAACAAAGCAUGAGAUACCUGAUGGGGAGGAGAAGACAAGGGCUAUUUGCACAUCAUGUGGAAAAAUUACUUAUGAGAACCCGAAAAUGGUUGUGGGCUGCCUCAUUGAGCAUGAAAACAAGAUACUGUUGUGCAAGCGGAAGAUUCAUCCAUCAUUUGGCCUUUGGACACUUCCUGCUGGUUACAUGGAGAUUGGGGAGUCCGCUGCCGAAGGAGCAAUUAGGGAAACCUGGGAGGAGGCAAAUGCAGAAGUAGAAGUUUUAUCACCAUUUGCUCAUUUGGACAUUCCUCUUAUAGGCCAAACAUACAUUAUUUUCUUGGCUAAGUUCAAGAGACCCCACUUUUCGCCUGGUCCAGAAUCAUCAGAAUGCCAGCUUUUUGCGCUUAAUGAUAUUCCUUUUGAUUCUUUGGCAUUUUCAUCAAUGCUAGUCACAUUACAACUGUACAUUGAAGAUACAAAAGUUGGAAGACCCAUGUUUCACUAUGGCAUCAUUAAUAAAAGGCCCGGUACAAGCCCUUCUGAGAUUCAUGCCUAUACUCUUGAUCAUCAUCUGAAAUCUUGA
Messenger RNA from Fraxinus pennsylvanica, 903 nucleotides. NCBI's taxonomy places the organism in Eukaryota, Viridiplantae, Streptophyta, Magnoliopsida, Lamiales, Oleaceae. The record is from the annotation of a GenBank genome assembly.